This is a messenger RNA of Nilaparvata lugens (brown planthopper), 1493 nucleotides long. RefSeq names its product nuclear transcription factor Y subunit beta. The transcript has 5 exons. The record is from RefSeq and is a predicted model, not a curated record. Gene Ontology annotation, molecular function: calcium ion binding. Bases 669 to 1361 code for a protein of 230 amino acids. Lineage: Eukaryota; Metazoa; Arthropoda; Insecta; Hemiptera; Delphacidae.
AAGAAGAAGAAGAAGAAGAAGAAGAAGAAGAAGAAGAAGAAGAAUAGAGGUUCAGAAUUCAAGCUACACUUACAUUUCCAGUUUAUUAUGUCUGGAGCAGUCACCCUUCUAUAAGAGGAAUACCGAGAUAUUUCGUUGUAGGUGAUAUGAACUUAUUACAUUCAUUAGCAAAAAAAUAAUUGAAUAAAACUUGAAGCCGACCUUGACAUUGAAUAAAAUUCACUUUGAAAUAGGUUUCAUACUUCGACGAUACCAAGCUACAAUAUCGAGAUACACUUCUGCUGUCAGCUUUCCUCGAUCAAAUCCCAAUAUGCUUUUCACUCAGACAAUGCUGACAGUUGGCAGUGAAUCUUCUGUUACUUGUAAGUUGAGAGUGCAGGUGUAUGAAUAAAUUAUUAUAAUUUCAAAUUGAUGUAAUUUGGUUCUAUCGUGUAAUACUGCGAUUGGUUGAGCAGUUUUUUACUGACACAAUUUGAUUCUGUCGUGUGAUUCUGGGAUUGGUUGAGGCUAGAAAUCGAAAUAGAAGUCAUAUAGGAAUAUGAAAUAGACAACGUAUAGAGGAUAGUCGAUACAGUUACUGUGGUGGCAGUACUACAAUAUUGUCAGUAAUUGCUGAAGUUUCUGUGUCAAGUGUUGCCUUAGGGGAUACGGUUGGAGAAUUAAUAAUUAUGAUUCCGGUCAAACUAUUGCUCUUCAGCGGUCUAUUGGUCGUUAUUCAGUGUGCAUAUUAUUCACCUCCCGACUCUCCAAUAGAUUAUGGAGAAUACUUUGCAUCUCCAUCCUCUCCACGAAUGAAUCCGUGGGAAACAACAGCAGCACAAGGAUCGUCAUCAUCACCAAAACCGAGGUCACCACAACGACCGAGGUCACCAGAACAUCAACAGUCAUAUACACCACAACAUCAACAGUCAUAUCCACCACAACAUCAACAGUUAUAUGCACCACAACAACCGUGGUAUCCACCACCACAACCGUGGCAUCCACCAACACAAGUACAGUGGCAACAGCAGCAACAACAGCAGCAACAACAACAGCAGCAACAACAGCAGCAACAACAACAGCAGCAACAACAGCAGCAACAACAACAGCAGCAACAACAGCAGCAACAACAACAGCAGCAACAACAGAGGCUUCGACAACUCCAGCUUCAACGACAACAGAGGAUACAACAACUGGAACAGGAGGACCCAUCACGAAAGCGACGAAAAGUGUCAACAGCAAAAGGACGACACAUGAGUGUAUUCUUAAUCAUGGAUGCUAACAGAGAUGACAGAGUGACUAUAGAAGAAUACGCCCGAUUGUUGGCCUUAGCUAACACACAUGAAAGAUCCAUUUUCAAUUAUGUCAACAGUUGGUUGUAGAUCUAAUAGAAAUUGCGGACACAUUACCAGAAAAAAAAUACAGAGAAAAGGAUAUUCAAGAGCUUUUCGGAGUCUCAGAGACCAAAUCAAAAGAACUCUUUUAUUAUCACAAUAAUAUGUUGCAUGAAACAA